Messenger RNA from Boleophthalmus pectinirostris (great blue-spotted mudskipper), 3406 nucleotides. RefSeq names its product hepatocyte nuclear factor 4, alpha (gene hnf4a). NCBI's taxonomy places the organism in Eukaryota, Metazoa, Chordata, Actinopteri, Gobiiformes, Gobiidae. The record is from RefSeq and is a predicted model, not a curated record. Gene Ontology annotation, biological process: positive regulation of transcription by RNA polymerase II; anatomical structure development; cell differentiation. Gene Ontology annotation, molecular function: RNA polymerase II cis-regulatory region sequence-specific DNA binding; nuclear receptor activity; zinc ion binding. The coding region runs from base 65 to 1429 and encodes 454 amino acids. The transcript is spliced from 10 exons.
CUGUCUCUUACUGUCAGGUCUUUAGCCGGAGGUGUAGUGUGUAGUGACAUUAGCGUUAGCAAAGAUGGACAUGGCAGACUACAGCGAAGCCUUGGACCCGGCCUACACAACGCUGGAGUUUGAAAACAUGCAAGUGCUUUCUAUGGGCUCUGACGCGUCGCCCACGGAGAGCUCCACCAUGAGCGGGGGCGGGGGGCACCUGGCAGCGGGCAGCCUGUGUGCCAUCUGUGGAGACCGUGCUACAGGGAAACACUACGGGGCAUCCAGCUGUGACGGGUGUAAGGGCUUCUUCAGACGCAGUGUACGCAAGAAUCACAUGUACUCCUGCAGGUUUAACAGACAGUGUAUAGUGGACAAAGACAAGAGGAACCAGUGCAGAUACUGUCGGCUCAAAAAGUGCUUCAGAGCUGGAAUGAAAAAAGAAGCUGUACAGAAUGAGAGAGACCGCAUCAGCACCAGGAGGUCCAGUUAUGAGGACAGUAGCCUCCCCUCCAUCAAUGCCCUUAUCCAGGCUGACGUGCUCUCCAGACAGAUCACAUCCCCGACUCCCAUCCUGAAUGGAGACAUCAGGACUAAGAAGUUGGCCUCCAUCUCAGACGUGUGUGAGUCCAUGAAGCAGCAGCUCCUGGUGCUGGUAGAGUGGGCCAAGUACAUCCCAGCCUUCUGUGAUCUGCCCCUCGAUGAUCAGGUGGCACUGCUCAGAGCUCACGCUGGAGAACAUCUGCUUCUCGGAGCUGCAAAGAGGUCCAUGCUGUACAAAGACAUUCUACUAUUAGGAAAUGACCACAUAAUCCCGAGGAACAGUCCGGAGCUGGAGGUGGGCCGUGUGGCCGUGAGGAUCCUGGAUGAGUUGGUGCUGCCGUUUCAGGAGCUACAGAUCGAUGAUAAUGAAUAUGCCUGUUUAAAAGCUAUCGUCUUCUUCGACCCAGACGCUAAAGGCCUCAGUGACCCGGGGAAGAUCAAGCGCAUGAGGUACCAGGUGCAGGUGAGCCUGGAGGACUACAUCAAUGACCGUCAGUACGAUAGCAGGGGGCGCUUUGGAGAGCUGCUGCUGCUGCUGCCCACGCUCCAGAGCAUUACGUGGCAGAUGAUCGAGCAGAUCCAGUUUGUCAAGCUCUUUGGGAUGGCCAAGAUCGACAACCUGCUGCAGGAGAUGCUGCUGGGAGGUUCUGCCUCUGAAGCCCCUCACGCCCCUCACUCUCUGCACCCUCACCUGGUCCAAGAGCACCUCAGCACCAACGUCAUUGUCAGCUCUCUGCCCACGCCCAUCCACAAUGGACAGAUCUCCACUCCGGAGACCCCCAUCCCUUCUCCUCCAGCCGCCUCCAGCUCAGAACACUUCAAAAUGGCUCCUGGUGUCAUAGCAACAGUUCCCAAGCAACCCACGUCCAUCCCGCAGCCAACCAUCACCAAGCAAGAGGCGAUCUGAAGUACAAAAAUACUACUACUAACACUACUACUGCCACUACUGCAAACAUGUCUACCACUGGACACUGGGGUCAUAGCCAAAGUGCCCAAGCAACACAGCUCUACAAGUAGUCACCUAAAAAAAUAUUCUGUCAAUACUACUAUGACAAAUACUACUUUUACUGCCAAUCUCCACUACUGCCUUAUAUGGAUGGAAGGAUGGAAGAAGACAUUAGUAGAAUAUAAUUAAUUUAAAGCUGUUAACAAAGUGCCUAAAUGUUAAAAGUUAGGCCAAAGUUGGUUUUCAUAAUGGUAGAAUGAGCUGGUGGCAAGCCUUUCUCACAUACAGCAGCAGUUAGAAUGUAUCCAUCAAAAAUAAAAUCCACAAAUGUUGAAACUGCUUCAAAAUCUGCAGGUUAACAACUGACAUUUUUCUGCUCCUCAUCUUAAAGGUGCUGUAACUGAUGGUCCAAAGUUAUUCCUCACUUACUUUAUGCAUAAUGCGUAUCCUAAUUAUUCACCUUGAUGAGUUUAUAAGAACUUUUCACAAUUUUUAAAGAUGAGAGCGAAGUUUUGCUGUGACUGUAAAGCUGACAACUAACAUGUUAACCACACACUUGCAGAUUCCUUUUAACUGGAGACAGAACAGCUCACUUAUUUUGAUCUCAGUAUAGCUCUGCUGGAGUCAGACAUUUUUAUAGUGAAUUCUGAGUGUAUUUUGGCUAUGUGUUGUCCAUACAUUCAAAACGAAAUAUUUUUUAAUAAUUAAUUAUUUUGUACAUAAAUUUAUAUUGAGCGUCCAAAAAGUGUGGGGCCUUUCUGACAUGGAUUAUUUUUUUCAUGUCAGUAUUCAGUGGAUGUUACAACUGGCCCAAAUCAGGACUAAACCAAGACUAGAACAGGACCAAACCAAGUCUACAUCAGGACUAAAUGGGCUCAAUUAAGAAUAACAGAAUAACAAUUAAAGUGAAUAUAAUCUCAGACUCUAAAAAAGUACAUUUUCGUUACAUGCUGCUUUUAAAGGGCCCAUAUGAUACUAUUUUCUGAUCUAUGUUAUAAUGUUGUUUCCUCAUCACAAACAGACCUGGAGUUGUGUUGUUUCAUUCACACAAACCUGCAUAUUUAGAAUGAGUUUUUCUCUCAGACUAAAAACACACUGUUCCACCUUGUGAUGUCACGUGGUAAUACAGGAAAUACCCCAGUGUGUUUUUAAACUCCAUACACUUUCACAAGAAUCAUUUGGAUGAUUUCAGCCCUGGAACUGCCCAAGGUAAAAGGAGCUGUUAACUUGAAAACUACCACUACAUGACAUCACAAGGUGGAACAGAGCAUUUUGGGCUUUGGAGAUGUAUGAAUGAAACAAAACACAACUCCAGAUCUGUUUUUGAUGAGCUAACAGCAUUAUAACAUGUCUUAAAGCUCACUAGAAUCCAUUUUGUGUAAUAUAGGACCUUUAAGAUGAUGCUCAGGAUUUUUACCCCAUAAAUUAAUUUGAAUGUUGUUUUUUAAAUACAUUGUGUAAGAUUUUUUUGUGUGUGUGUUGUAAAUUUCAUAAUAAAGUGUGGACAAUGUCAAUUUGAAUGCAGAAAUGAGGCGUACUUUUGCUAUAGAACAUUUGUGUAUGUCUGUCCAAGCCAGAAAUGCAUUAAAUUGUUACAUGAGAACUAGUAACUGCCACUUUGUAAGGACAUAAAGACUUAUUUUAGAAUUAUUCUGGUUUUAAAAAUAUAUUCUAUUUUUUGUUUAGUACUUUUUGUGCCUGGUGGAUUGAAUGUGCCUUAUUGAAACUGCCUUACAAAGAGGCGAUAUUUCAGCCUGACAAUGUGAAGUCGAGGUAAUAAACUGUUGGUAUGUUUUUACACUGAGUGGACCAUUCUUUAUAACAAGGGUGGUGGCAGAGUGGUUAGCAUUCUGGUCUCACAGCGAAGAGGUCCCGGGUUAGAUUCUUGGAUUGUGUGGACUUUGCAUGUUCUCCUUGUGUCUCGGUGGGUGUUCAAGU